Molecule: messenger RNA, 1309 nt
Organism: Sander lucioperca (pikeperch)
Lineage: Eukaryota; Metazoa; Chordata; Actinopteri; Perciformes; Percidae
Product: peptide YY-like
Exons: 4
Coding region: 900-1199 (99 amino acids)
Biological process (GO): neuropeptide signaling pathway; feeding behavior
Cellular component (GO): extracellular region
Molecular function (GO): neuropeptide hormone activity; neuropeptide Y receptor binding
Source: RefSeq, a predicted model, not a curated record
UUUUCUAACAGGAUUAUAUAUUUCAGAAUAUCUAUGCAUAAUUAAAUUGAUGAAUGUUUUUGUUUCUUGAUGCAGACCCCCUCUGCAUUUCUCUAUAAACUGAAACAUCAUCUUCCCAAACAUAUUUCAACUUAAUGUGAAAACAACAGACCAUUAUCGGCCAUUUCAAGUUACACGCCAUUGGUUUUAUUGAGACUUGUCACGCUGGCCGUGACUCUUAAGUGGACCCUCUAAAUGAAAAGAGGUUUGUAUCUGCUUCUACCACUACUUUGGCAAGGAAUAUACUUUGCCAUUAAAACUUACUUUUGAACAGAAGGGACAUUUGCUGUAAUUAAGGGUACUCUUUUCUACCUUUAAAACAUUUAAGGCCUACCUAGUGGAUUUAAUGUAGAAACAAGAAUGAUUAAGGAUAAAAUAACUACAUUUCAAAUUGAUAUGAAUCAAUUAUGUGUGCCUAUGUGAGUUUAUACGUAAUUAACAUUAUAAUUUGCUGCAAAGGUGGUGAUCAUGUUGUAAAACACAAGUGUGGUCAUUCAGGAAUAAUUAAAUCCUCAAAGCACACAUGUUGACUUCUGCAGGAAAUGUGUAAUGCAGUUAAUUUCAAUAUAUUGAAAAAAAAACAACAUACAUGUACACAUUCAAGUCAAAUAAUUAACAUUUUAAUUAAUUCUUUUCACAAUAAUGUAACUGAGUAUCUCCAUUUGUUUCAUUGCCUUGACACUCAGGGAUUCCUUAACCAAUAAGGCAGUAGAUAUUUCUCAGGAGUACCCUAAAAGUGAAUGAAAUGACCCGCCCUCCCCAUCUGACACACACUGUAUAAAGCACAGGCAAUGUUGGGAAUCUGACAAAGGUACCUUGAACAGCGAGAAAGCCGACUACAGCAGAAGUGUUGCAUUAUAAUGGUCCACUCCAGUGCUGUGAUGUCGCUGAGUAUUCUGGCUGUCUGCCUGCUGGCUUGUAUUCACUCUGGCAUAAACGCUUACCCAGCCAAGCCGGCCAGUCCCCAGGAAGGCGCACCACCUGAGGAGCUUGCCAAAUAUUAUUCUGCACUAAGACACUACAUCAAUCUUAUUACAAGACAGAGGUACGGGAAAAGAGACACCCCAGAUACUAUAUUUUCAGAUGUGUUGGUGAGGGAGAGCACAGACAAUAUUCCAGAAUCAAACUAUGUCAGGUAUGAUGGGCUGCCACUGUGGUGAUGCUGCUGGAGCUGUCAUAUCCAGACUGACUUUCCCACAAAGCUGCUGCCACAUCUGUUACUGACAUGAAAUGAACUUGUGCUGCAUGUAAUAAACAUUGUGUAAUGCAA